AUGGUAUCAAAUAAAGUGCAAUCGUCAUUAGACGAUUUAGUUCAUUAUACACAACUUUUUAGACCGGUGCCCACUGUUUUACAAGGGACUGUGUUGCCUUUCUUAAUAGUUUAUCCCUUAGUGUUUUAUUCUUGGAUUGCGGUUUAUGGGUUCGAGGAGAAUUUCGAAGCAGGAUUCGUGACUGUUGCUGUAGUGGCAACGAUUCAAAUUCUUAUAUGUUUGUGUUGUUACUGGAGUGUGCACAUCCAGUGCUUCCUCUCCUGCUCUGCGGUAAAGGAUCCGAUUCAGGCUGAGAUUGUUAAAGUUGUUCCCACAUCAAAUAAUGGAUUUUCAGAAAUAGUUAAACUGCAUCAUACUAAGUCAACCAAAAAGGGCAGCAUAUAUCCUGAUGUUUGGUUUUCUUUUCAAAAGAGCAAAUAUGUUUAUGAUUGGGAUAAAAAAACAUUUUCUACUGUGGAAUUCCCUGUUCAUCAUACCUAUGAGGAAUAUAUGGAAACAAAAGGUUUCCUAGAUGAUGAAACAAUUGUAACGGCUGAAAAAGAAUAUGGAAAAAAUGAAAUGAUAAUGGUCGUGCCAGAAUUUAUGGAACUUUUCAAAGAGAGGGCUACUGCACCAUUUUUUGUUUUUCAAGUAUUUUGUGUAGCUCUGUGGUGCCUUGACAAAUACUGGUAUUACUCUAUUUUCACACUUGUGAUGCUUGUUAUGUUUGAAUGCACUUUAGUUCAGCAGCAACUGCGAAAUAUGGCUGAAAUUAGGAAAAUGGGUAACAAGCCUUAUAACAUCAAUGUCUAUAGAAAUAGAAGAUGGCGUCAGAUUAUGAGUGACCAAUUAGUUCCUGGUGAUGUGGUAUCCCUCACAAGAUCUACUAAUGAAAAUCUAGUACCAUGUGAUAUAGUGCUCUUGAGAGGUUCAUGCAUAGUUGAUGAGUCCAUGUUAACUGGUGAGAGUGUCCCACAAAUGAAAGAGCCUGUUGAAAAUGAAAAGAAUCUAAAACAGAAUCUUGAUCCUGAAGGAGACGGUAAAUUACACAUGUUAUUUGGAGGUACAAAAAUUGUACAGCAUUCAUCACCUAGCAAAAAUGGCUCUUCGGCUCUUAAGGCCCCUGAUAAUGGUUGUAUUGGUUAUGUGAUCCGUAAUGGAUUCAAUACUUCCCAAGGAAAAUUACUUAGAACAAUUUUGUUUGGUGUUAAAAGGGUUACAGCUAAUAAUCUUGAGACAUUUGGUUUCAUAUUAUUCCUGUUGAUAUUUGCAAUUGCAGCAGCUGCCUAUGUUUGGAUUAAGGGCUGUGAAGACCCUGAGAGAAAUAGAUAUAAGCUAUUUUUGGAAUGCACCUUAAUAUUGACCUCUGUAGUGCCUCCUGAAUUGCCUAUUGAAUUAUCAUUAGCAGUUAACACAUCACUGUUGUCAUUAUCAAAGUUAGCUGUAUUUUGUACAGAACCUUUUAGAAUACCUUUUGCUGGAAAAGUAGAAAUAUGUUGUUUUGAUAAAACUGGCACCCUUACUAGUGAUAAUUUAGUAGUAGAGGGUGUGGCUGGUAUUGGUGACAACAAAGAUGCCACUGUUAUACCUCUAUCAGAAGCUCCCAUGGAAACUAUCCAAGUUUUGGCAUCAUGCCACUCUUUAGUUCAGUUGGAUGAUGGUGUAGUGGGAGAUCCUUUAGAAAAAGCUACAUUAAAAGCAGCUGAGUGGAAUCUUACCAAGGGUGACGCAGUAGUCCCAAAGAAAGGAAAAUCCCCUGGAUUAAAAAUAGUUCAUAGAAAUCAUUUUUCAAGUGCUCUUAAGAGGAUGUCCAUAAUAGCUGGUUAUCAAGUGAAUGAAAGAGGAUUUAUGGAGAACCAUUAUAUUAGUAGUGUGAAAGGAGCACCUGAAACAAUCAAAACUAUGCUUAAAGAAGUUCCUAGUCAUUAUGACCAUGUUUAUUUAACUUUAUCCAGAAGAGGUGCAAGGGUUUUGGCAUUGGGUUACAGGAAUUUAGGAAAAUUAAGUUCACAGGAAAUUAGAGACUUGACAAGAGAAGAUAUAGAGUCUGAUUUAACUUUUGUUGGGUUUGUUAUUAUAUCAUGUCCCUUGAAGAGUGAUUCUAAGAAAGCUAUAGCUGAAAUAGUACAUGCCUCACAUUCCGUUGUUAUGAUUACUGGUGACAAUCCUCUGACUGCAUGCCAUGUGGCUAAAGAAUUGAAAUUCACACAGAAGAGUGAAGUGCUUAUAUUAACACAGACUGAUAAUAAAUGGAGUUGGAAGUCAAUAGAUGAAGAAGUAGAUUUACCAGUGCAACCUUUUAAAACAUCAAAACAGUUGACUUCGAAAUUUGAUCUGUGUAUAACUGGCGAAGGUCUGGCAUUUCUUAAUGAACAUCAUCACACAUUUUUGCUUGAAUUAAUGCCUCAUAUUAAGGUAUUUGCUAGAUUCGCUCCUAAGCAAAAGGAGUUUGUCAUAAUCACAUUGAAGGCUUUGGGUCAUGUCACCCUUAUGUGCGGAGAUGGUACCAACGAUGUCGGCGCUUUGAAACAUGCUGAUGUGGGUGUAGCGAUCUUGGCGAAUGCUCCAGAGCGGCCUCGCGAGAAGCCUCGAGAGGAGCGGCCAUUAGACGUAGAAGUUCCGCGUCGUCCGACCGGCAGCCGCGUGGACGCUCGCGCCGAGGCUCGCGCCGAAGCCGCUGCCAGACUGCGCCGCGCCAUGAAGAAACUUGAGGAGGAAGACCAGCCCCAACUUGUCCGCUUGGGCGACGCGAGUGUUGCUGCGCCCUUCACCAGUCGCCUCUCCAGCAUACUUUGCAUUUGUCACAUAAUCAAACAAGGCCGCUGCACUCUGGUCACAACUCUUCAAAUGUUCAAGAUCUUGGCCCUGAACGCGCUAAUCUUGGCGUACAGUCAGUCGGUGCUGUACCUCGAUGGCAUCAAAUUCAGCGACACGCAGGCCACGUUGCAAAGCCUGCUGCUGGCCUCGUGUUUCCUCUUCAUCUCCAGGUCGAAGCCAUUGAAGCAGCUGUCGAAGCAGCGCCCCCUACCGAACAUCUUUAAUCUGUACACGAUCAUGACGGUGCUCACGCAGUUUGCUGUGCACUUCUUGUGUCUCAUCUAUUUGGUGCACGAAGCAACCGCGAGGUCGCCUGGAAGGGACACAAAACCUAAACUCGACAUGGAUUUGGCUGAAGACGAGGAGCAUGAGUUUGCGCCUGAUCUGCUCAACAGCACUGUCUACAUAAUCUCUAUGGCUUUGCAAAUAUCCACGUUUGCAAUUAACUACAGGGGUGAGCCGUUCAUGGAGGGCUUGCGGGAUAACAAGCCGCUGCUAUACAGCAUCGUGGCUUCAGGCGGCGCGGUGCUGGCACUCGCCGCGGGAAUAUUCCCCGAUCUCUCCAAUAUGUUCGAAAUCGUCUACUUCCCACCGGACUACCGAGUGAUAUUAGUGCAAGUGCUGAUAGCUGACAUGGUAUUCGCGUACUUGGCCGAUCGCGUUUGUCUAUGGCUCUUCGGCGAAGGAUUCGCGCGCAAAGCGACGUAA
Chilo suppressalis (striped riceborer) is the source of this 3504-nucleotide messenger RNA. Lineage: Eukaryota; Metazoa; Arthropoda; Insecta; Lepidoptera; Crambidae. The record is from the annotation of a GenBank genome assembly.